Molecule: messenger RNA, 2628 nt
Organism: Orbicella faveolata
Lineage: Eukaryota; Metazoa; Cnidaria; Anthozoa; Scleractinia; Merulinidae
Product: beta-1,4-N-acetylgalactosaminyltransferase 3-like
Cellular component (GO): Golgi cisterna membrane
Molecular function (GO): acetylgalactosaminyltransferase activity
Source: RefSeq, a predicted model, not a curated record
AUGUACCUUAUUUAAAUAUAUUGAUCACUUUAAGUCAACACACUAAGGAAAAACACUGAAAAUUGUCUUAAAGUAAGUUGUUAAAUCGUGUAUCUACAAUUUUAGUCUUCAGAGAAAAACAGAAGUUUAAACAUGAAAAUUGCUCGUUUAUGUUACAAUAAUUUCAAAAGGAAGAAAGCUCAACUUCUGCUGGUGCUAUUUUUUCUAAUGGCGUUGACGGUUUGUUUUUACCUUACUAUUCAAGAGCCAACAAAAACAGUCAUUUACAUGGACGAUGUGAAUAGUAUUCUAAAAGGGUUAUCAAAACCACUGUUCUUGAAACCAAGCAAAGCAGACGGUUUUAGCUUUGAGCAAAGCGGUCGCAAAAUUACCGAGCACAAACUGGAAAACUUUCCUGACGACAUCACUGAGAAUCUCAGGGCUACUACGAAAGCGAGUGAUGUGAAGCAGAUUACAUUGAAUGAAAACAAUACGUUGGGAUACGUAAACAGCGAGUUUGGAAAUAAACUUGGACUUCCUACAGAGGAAACGCCAUUUGUUUCAUCUCACGAGAAAAACCAGACAAGCCAACAUGAAAAUAUUACAUUUUCGUCACAUGGAGUUUUAAACCUUCAUGUAUGGGAGAAAGUGUGUCAUUUUCAAGUGGAAAGUUUACGUCAGUUUAUCUUAUUCCCUCAAGCUCCAUCCAAACGAAGACUGUUAAAUUCGUCCUCUUUAUUCAGUGAAAAAGACAGUAACUUUGGAGAGCGAAUGUUCGGAUUCAUUUCACCUUCUACAAGCGGACAAUACCAGUUCGCUAUUUCGUCGAGCGGAAACUCGGAGCUGUGGCUGAGUUCCGAUGAGACAUUGGCGAACCUUCGGAAAAUUGCCUCCCUUGGUUCUCGGGAUAACCCUGGUCGCGGUAAACCUAGAAAUUACAUGACAGCUUCGUCUCAAGUUUCUAAAACUUUUUCGUUAACGAAACACAUAAAGUACUACAUCGAUGUGCUACACAAACACAAAUCGGGCAAAGUCCAUUUGGAGGUGGCUUGGCGAUUUGCAGAGGAAGCCGAAUUCAAAAUCAUAACAAGUGAAUAUCUGUGGGGUGCAAUGAACGACAGCCAUGUUCCUGAUAAUGCUGUUCAAUUAGCUGAUUACGAUGAGCAGCCGCAACAGUCACGUGACUCAAUCUGGCCGUAUUUUAACCCCGAGGGGGCUAGAGAAAUUUUGCCUGAAUGCCCGUAUGAACCGAGUUACCGGGUCAAACAUAAGCUGAUUCGAUUCCAGGGCGCUCGAAAUAAAAGCAACACACAUUUUGCUGCAGUGUAUCCUCCAGACACCAGCAAUAACUCUGUAGUACUAAUGUACAAUGAAGAUAUAUGGUGGCAAGAAAACGCUGCCGGAAAUGAGUUGACCAACCCAAAUAUGGCUAAAGGUGUUGCCCGUAUGUUCAUGGACGCUUUAGAAGCUAAAUAUCCUCAGCUGUACGCGCUUCAGGAGAUCAUUUCAGUGGAACAUGUACCCGACCCACUAAAAGGCGAUCGCUUUCUCCUGGAAUUACGAAUUAGUAAUAAACAAACCGGCAGGAGCGUACUCUUGUCAGAACACGUCUACAGAUCAUUAGCGAAAAAUAUUAGUGAGUUGUGCUAUCCAGAAGGAUUUCAAUGGAAUAAAACUGCUACUGUCAAUAUCAUCGUGCCUGUGAAAAACUCUGGUCGCUGGGCGCUCUACUUUAUAAAGAAUAUUGCAGAGGUAAUAAGUCAAACCCAGGACUUAAACGUGCACGUGAUUAUAGUUGACUACGAAAGCAAAGAUAUCGACAUAGAAGCAGUGCUUCAAAGGAGCUCGAUCAAGUGGUACUCGCUGGUGAGGAUCCCUGAAGAGCAGGGUUUUCAGAGGGCACUAGCUCUUCAGCGUGGCGCUGCAGUGGUGACCGAUCCUCACAGCAUACUCUUCAUGUGUGAUCUUAAUCUCAAGAUUCCUUCCAAUCUAAUAUCCACCAUACGUAAGCACUGCGUAGAAGGAAAAAUGGCGUUCGCUCCAGUAGUAAAAAGACUUCGAUGUGGUUAUUACCCGGAUGUUCCAUUCGGUUACUGGGAAACACUUGGUUUUGGAUUGAUAGCAAUAUACAAAUCUGACUUCGAUCUUGUGGGAGGAAUGAACAUACGGGAGUUCACAGGUUGGGGAGGGGAAGACUGGGAACUACUAGACAGGAUUCUUAUGUCAGGGAUGGAGGUCGAGAGACUCAAGAUCCCGGAUUUCUAUCAUUUUUACCAUCCUGCGUUUGCUGGAAGUAAUAAAAGAGUUGGCGCGUAAAACAAUAAAUUUGAGGAAUCAUUCCAUUUCAUGGUAGAAUCUGCUUCGAUCGCAUUUAUGACUGGUAUAAGAAAACUUCGCUAAUCGCUUUGCUGGAAACGGAAAUUCAAAAGUUUUCAACACGCAAUCAUAGCUGAAAACACUUUUGCAAGUUUUACAGAUGUAUACAUAACAUAACCCAACCCAAUAGUUACGAUUUUAAUUUCAUUUUUUACUCAAUGAUUCGGAAACCCUUACGAGCCAGCAAUUCUCCAAGAAAAUUAACAUUAAGAAUGAUAUUUCGGGCCGCGGAACGGUGCGGAUCAUGUACACUUUCUUCAGAAUCCUCAUUUA